AUGACAAUUACAGGCAAUUUGCUUCCAAGCUCUGAGAAAUCAGAACCGACAUCUGCUUCUUCACAUUCUUCUUCGAGUGACACGUUAAAAGAUGUUGAUAUUCCUCACAAUGGGGCUGAUUCAUCAACGUAUAGUAAAUUUUUGGCUUUGUAUUGCAGAAGUGACAAAAAUGAUACUUUCAAGUCUUUGGAAGAAAAACAGAAUUGUAAAUUUGGAGAGCAAUGGCCCACUUUUGUCGACACCAUAGCUGGAUUGGAUUGUUACGGCUCUGAAAUAAGUGGUAGAGUUACGGAAAGAAUCUUGCCAGCCCCACUAGCUGACAAGUUUACUAAUAAUUUGGGAAUGGCAGUCAAGAUUUCUGAAUAUACACGUGAUGACGAAUGUCAAAUUCGCGGUUGUGUUACUACGAUUGAGAAUGAAAACACUUUCAAUAACUGGUUUAUAUACCAUAUUUUAGAUCAAUCUCGGUUAUCUUUGAGUGAGCAUCUAAUCGUAGACAAGGAAGUUAAAUACCACGAACUAUUUGCUGAUUUCUUUGAGAAAAAUUUGAAAAACACGAUUGUGAAUGACCAGUGGGACUUUGGUGGCCGUGAUUACUUUAUUGAACGUGCAAGAUACUUUACUGACCGAUAUUUGAGAAUUGAAUGUAUCUUGCCAGCUUUUCCCUGCAAGUCAUCCAACGAGCAAAAAGUGUAUGGUUCUGUCCCUGAUAAAGGCGAGGAGCUUGCUUUGAAAAGAUUAAUCAAGGCUACACAAGAUCUAGUUGAGGUAUACCCGCCAGGUAUGAAGAUUUGGAUCGUUAGCGAUGGUCACGUUUUUUCUGAUUGUAUUGGGGUUGACGAUGACGUCGUCAGUGAAUAUACCACCAAAUUACAUGAAUUAUAUGGGAGAGUUGCUAUUCCUGGGGUGGAUGCUAUUGGAUUUUGUGGGUUGAAUGAAUUGUUCUUUAGUGGUGCAGCUAGUGAAAUUUUCAAUCCAAAUUGGGUUUCUGACACUGAAGUUGCGCACUACACGGGAACUCAAAUCUGCCCCAAAUCCGAUUUAUCAAGACAAAUUUUGAUGAAAGGCUGCGACACAGACGCUGGUCGUUUGAGAAAGCAGAUCGCCAUAGAUGGACAUCCAAGGUUGCAUCUGUAUAGGGGCUUUUCACGUUUUAUGAUGGAGGAUUUGUCUUUAUUGGAACAUUUCCAAAGUUUUUCGAAAAAGAAAUUCAAGAAAGUCAUUUCAAUGAUUGCAUUCAACAUGAUCAAGAGAAAUGACGCUUAUUCGAAUCUGGUAGAGUUGAUAUUUCCACACCAUUUAAGAAUUUCCAUUCAUGCGCACACCAACAGCGGACCCAAAUUUGGUAUCAAAGUGAUCUCAAGUGAACAAUGUUCUAUUGUCAGUUCAUUGGAAGACCUUGACGAACCAAAAUUUGAAGAUUUCUUACACAUUCCAACACCUUGGCACAAUUGUGUCGUCAAGGUGGAAGAUGACAAGGAGAAAUAUUUUUUGACGAAAUCAAAAGUCAUCAAGGAUGCUAUUGAAAAGGGAAGUUAUGAUGGUGAAUGGAAGGAUACUCGUUUUGACAUUGGAGAAGGGGGACAUUUCGUCAUCAGAAAAACUUCCUAA
This is a messenger RNA of Saccharomyces kudriavzevii IFO 1802, 1611 nucleotides long. RefSeq names its product Dit1p (gene DIT1). The transcript has a single exon. Lineage: Eukaryota; Fungi; Ascomycota; Saccharomycetes; Saccharomycetales; Saccharomycetaceae. The record is from RefSeq and is a predicted model, not a curated record. Bases 1 to 1611 code for a protein of 536 amino acids.